AUGUUGGUUCGGUUUUUCAUUGUACUCCAAGCUAUUCACCUAGCCUAUACUGCAAACUCCACAAUAAAUAAGCAGUGUAGAGAUUUAUUACAGUGCUCAAUAACUCAAAAAUGUGUUAAUCUUCCUUGGUUAGUGGAUAAACUGGAUGAGAAGACAAUCACUGCAGAAAUGUACAACGAUAUAGAUGCGGCUACUGACUAUGGUUGUAUCUUCUCGUCUGGAUGUCAAGAGGAGUGUAAUCGUUGCCCAUUAUGUUUUAAUAGUAAGCAGCAAGUUGUGGAAAUAUUGAGUGGGACUCGUUUUAAUGAAACUGAUGAAUGUCACGAUCUGUUAGAUUGUGCUGGGAACUGCGUAGCUAAAUCUGCAGAAGAUUUAACUAUGAUUAACAGAUGUUUAAGGCAUACAUGCGCCUACCAUUGCUUUGACGGGUCGUGUCCAAAAUGCUCUGGAUUUGUUACUCGUAUCUUCAAUCAAAUGUGCGUAUCGGGAAAUUUCAGAAAGUCAGUUAAAGGAUUCGACGGUCAAUGUUUUGAACUUUUCCGUGAGAUCGUUCAUGAGAAAUUUCGUUCCGAGUUCGACAAGACAGGAAAGGCGCCAGCGAUAGGAUGA
Auanema sp. JU1783 is the source of this 609-nucleotide messenger RNA. Lineage: Eukaryota; Metazoa; Nematoda; Chromadorea; Rhabditida; Rhabditidae. The record is from the annotation of a GenBank genome assembly.